AUGUUUACAAUAUUCCUAAUUCCUUUUUCUAGUUCUUAUUUGGAAUCUUUUUGGGGGCAUCAUGGAACUGAUAAGAUUAUAAAUUUAUAUCCAAGUUCUCUUCAACCAGUAGCUAAAAUCCCGAAACCUCCAACUCCUCCCAAUAUUUCAGAGGCACAUUAUACAAAUCCAAUAGCAUACAACGAUUAUCCCUGGCCCGGACAUAAUCAGAGAAUAAACAGAAGUAUUCUCAUUGACGAAGCCAAUCGCAUUGAAGGAGAAUUUUGCAAAGCUUAUCAAACUUUAGACCCGAAGAAUGCUUACAAACAUAUAGUAGGUGUUAGACAGUUCUGGGGUAAUGAAAACUGGGUAGAAAAUGCUACCAGAUAUAAAUUCAAAUUUUUCAUGAAUAAUAAUCAGCGCGGUUAUCACAUCUCAGGCAUAUACGUUCCUCCAGGCGAAGUUAUUACUGUUGAAAUCCCAGAUAAUGCUAUCGGCAAAGUUGUUGCCUGCCUUAAUCAGCAUGCACCCAACGCCCAAUCACCGGAUAGACUUCCUAAGCUCAGUUGCAGGAUCACAUUGAACAGCAAUAAAACACAAUUUGCAUGGCCAUAUGGCGGCAUUCUUGAUUUUGCAUCUUAUUAUGGACGAUAUAAGUAUGGAAUUGAAAUAACAAUCACAGGCGGUAUAAGAAUACCAAACUUCAUAUACGGUGUUACUACCGAUCAAGAAUGGGACGAUGAUAUGCGCGGUCUCCAAGCACCCCUUGCCCCAUUUGAUGUUGGCACUUUUGUUGCCUGUGUUCCUAGCCAAUUCUGCCGCGGUGCAACACGUGUCAACGAUGCCAUGAUCUUCUGGCAAACAGUUUCAUGGAAUGCCUAUGAUGUUUGUGAAGUUGUAGGUGUCAGCAGAAUUCUCGGUGGCUAUGUUGUCAAUCCUAUCAUGUACAACUUUGAUGCAUUUACAAAUCCUGGCAUUGCUCUUUCUUAUGUUGGCGGCAACCGCAUCCAAGCUCCUCCAUCUUGGUCUGGAGGUCUAUACACAUACCCGAGAAUGGGAACAUGGGGUUUGCUGCACGAAUAUCACCAUCAAUUCCAAAACAACUGGGGCUGGAGUUACUGGGGCGAAGUCACAAACAAUGUAUUGAACAUGAUCGACAUGGCUCUUCUUUGUGAAAUUGAUGAGACAAGAAAGAUCAACUUUAACGGUGAUUUCAUCAUUGGCGGUGGUGGCUGGAACUGGGUUUCCCACCAAUACAAUACAAUCAAUAGAGAUGAUUUACUUCUUUGGUACGGAAACAACUUGUAUUGGUUUGGAGCUGAAUUGCACAAAAAACACUUGAACCUUCAUAUCAAGCGCGCCUGGGAAAGAAAUAAAUACGGCGGUUAUAUCUCUGAGUACCUCAUGACGGCUGCAGAAGUAUUUAAACGUGAUAUGAGAGCUUACUACAACACAUUCUCUGGUGCAACAAACUGUACAGAUCAGAUAAAUCCAAAUAUUUCAGCUAAACUUGAUGACAUGCUCAGUAAGAAACAGAUCAAAGAGUUCCAUCCUGUAGCAAAUAUUUACACAACAGGAUAUGUUCUUGAUGGAGUUGAAUUUGAAACAGCUAAACCAUGGCAUGUUCCAAUCAGAUCUCCUUACAUUUUCGACUUCGAAAACAACUUGAAAACUAGAAAAUUAUGCCACACAUUUAAGUUUACAUCAUGCAGCGUUAUCAAUGGAACAUUAACUCAAGUAAAUGGAUCAACUGCAAGAUAUGUAUUUAAUUCAACAGAUCCACGCUAUUUGAGUAAGAUUUAUGUUAAUUACACAGACCAACAGAAUGGAGAUAUCACAACCAUGGUUAUUUCGGUCAAACCAAUUCCAACAGGUUUAUUUACAACAUUCUAUCAAAUGGACCAAGAUAAGCCAAUUCUUGAAGGAUAUGCAGAUUUCAUGCAGAACAAAGACUUGAAGGGCUUCUAUAUGAUUAACGAUAUCCCAGUAGGUGUUCCGAAUAUUGAUGCCCAUAAAAACAAGACUCCGUGGGUUACUUUGAGCGAAGGCAGUUUCUUCCCUCCAACAACUGGUGAAUACAGAUUUUUGUUCUCACACGUACAGGAUGUCAUGUUCUGGCUUUCUGACAAAGAACUUACAGGAGAUCUUGAAACAGAUGCACCACAUCUUAAAGCCAAUCUUUCAGGAACUCGAACAUGGGCUUCACUUGAUCAACCAGAGGUUUAUCAUCCUUUGGAGAAAGACAAGAAAUACUACUGGAGAUUGUUCCUCAGGUGCCCAUCUGGAGUUGGCUAUUCCAACGGUAUGUACUUCAUCAAAGGAGAUACAAAGAAAUACGAUUACGACAUUUCUAGAGUCCGUCAAUAUGGUACAAUAUCAUUAGAUGAACCUGAUUACAAUCCAUUCCAACCUCAAUUUAGACAAAGUGCAAUUGAUUUAGAUUAUCAGCUUAUUCCAGAUAAAAAAAGAUAA
This is a messenger RNA of Trichomonas vaginalis G3, 2451 nucleotides long. Its product is annotated as experimental autoimmune prostatitis antigen 2-related family. The record is from RefSeq and is a predicted model, not a curated record. Bases 1 to 2451 code for a protein of 816 amino acids. The transcript has a single exon. Lineage: Eukaryota; Parabasalia; Trichomonadida; Trichomonadidae.